Molecule: messenger RNA, 1725 nt
Organism: Uloborus diversus
Lineage: Eukaryota; Metazoa; Arthropoda; Arachnida; Araneae; Uloboridae
Exons: 1
Coding region: 1-1725 (574 amino acids)
Source: RefSeq, a predicted model, not a curated record
AUGGAUGAAUGUAAGAAAAACAGGACACAGUAUGGGAGAUUAUUUACGAAAGCUUGCAAUGAAUUUGAUGCAGAAGAAGCUUGGUUAAGUGAUGAAGAUAAAUUACUUAAACUUAAAGUAAUUGAAGAAAAAGCACUUUUAAUGAUUGAGACUGAAUACAAGGUUAGAAAUCAUCUUUGCGAUGAAAAUAUUUCAGAAACAGAAUGUGAUGCUGAGUUCGAUCAAUCUGAGAUUUAUAUUGAUCGCUGGCGCGUUUUAGGACAAAAACUCAAAAAACUUUCAUCAUGUGAAAAAGAAGAUUCUGCUUCGGUUUCAAGUGCAAAUACGUCACAGAAAAACACUCUGUUACGGUAUCCUAAGAUACGGCUCCCGUCAUUCAAUGGAGAUAUAAGAAACUGGCUCGGAUUUUGGGGACAGUUUCAAAAGAUCGAUAAAGACUCCAACUUGGACCUACAUGACAAGUUUUCUUAUUUGUCACAAAGUAUGGUUAAAGGUAGCAUUGCUGAGGAUUUAAUCAAAAGUUUCCCGCCUGGAGGAGAUAGCUAUGAAAAAGCAUUAAAUCAAUUAAAGAGUAGAUUUGGAAAAGAAGAAUUGCUGAUACAGAUCUAUGUAAGAGAUCUAUUAGCAUUAAUUCUUCAGAGAGAAAGUGCUGAAACCAAAUCUCUUCGAGUGUUAUACGACUUAUUAGAGACUAAAUUGAGGGCAUUAGAGUCUCUAGGAGUAACUAGAGACAAAUAUGCUUGUAUGUUAUUUCCACUAAUUGAAUCAUCACUUCCACAAGAAACUUUGAGAGCUUGGGAACGAUGCCGAGCAACAAACCGGAGAACGCGAGAUGUUACUCCAGAAAAUGAAUUGAGUUCACAGUUGGAAGAAAAGAACGACUUGAGAUCAAUUUUGAAUUUCCUACAAGAUGAGGUAGAGGCUGAAGAAAGAAUAAUUUUAGCUUCUCAGUCAUUCGAUUGCCCUAAAGUGAAAUCUACUUCUCGAGAGAACAGUAAAUUACACAUUGAAAAGAAAAAUCAUAAUAAAUUAAAGUUUGGGAAUAGAGCUCAAGUAGCAACAGCAGCUGACCUUUUUACUGCAUCGCGGGAACAGAAACUGUGUAUUUUUUGCGGCAAUCACCAUGAUUCGAAUGAUUGCAUAAAAGCAGGGAAAAUACCGCUUAAAGAGAGAGAAUUACUAGUUGGAAAAUCUCACUGCUGUUUUCUAUGUCUCAAAACAGGACAUCAAGUUCGUCAAUGCAAUGUGAAAGCUGGAUGUGCUAAUUGUGGAAGAAGACAUAUUUUGCUGUGCAGAAGUGGCCAACCGCAUUUACCUUCGUCUUCUGAAAGAGUUGUUGCAUUAGAAGAAACUCCAAAGCAAGUUUCAGCUCUCGCAAACAUUUCAAUGUCACCAAAAGUGAUGUUGCAAACCCUAAUAGUAAUCAUAAGAGGAAACGGAAAGAGCCGUAAAGCGAGAGCAAUUUUUGAUUCUGCAUCCCAGAGGUCAUACAUUCUAAAGGAUACGGCAAAGGAGAUGAAGUACGAAGUCCUGGGUUCAGAGUGUCUCAAACAUGCACUUUUCGGAGGAAAAAAUUCUGGUGUGUGUAAACAUGAAGUUUUUAAACUGUAUUUAACUAGUGCUAACGGUAAUUAUAACUGCAAUUUUGACGUUUUGAGUCAACCAGUCAUAUGUGAAACAAAGCCACCUACAAAUGAACUCUGUAUAAAAGAACUCUGUGACUGA